Messenger RNA from Nipponia nippon (crested ibis), 1554 nucleotides. Lineage: Eukaryota; Metazoa; Chordata; Aves; Pelecaniformes; Threskiornithidae. The record is from RefSeq and is a predicted model, not a curated record.
ACUCACUUAUAUAAAAAUGGAAUAAUCAAAUCAGACAAGGUAUUUGAAGUAAUGCUGGCUACAGACCGUUGCCACUAUGCAAAAUACAACCCUUAUAUGGAUUCUCCGCAGUCCAUAGGUUUCCAAGCAACAAUCAGUGCUCCACAUAUGCAUGCCUAUGCUCUUGAACUUCUGUCCGAUCAGUUACAUGAAGGAGCCAAAGCACUUGAUGUAGGAUCUGGAAGUGGAAUCCUUACAGCCUGCUUUUCGCGAAUGGUUGGUCCCAAAGGACAAGUUGUAGGAAUUGAUCAUAUCAAAGAACUAGUAGAUGACUCAAUAAAUAAUGUCAAAAAAGAUGAUCCCACAUUGCUGUCUUCAGGAAGAGUGAAACUGAUUGUGGGAGAUGGAAGAAUGGGAUAUGCAGAAGAAGCUCCCUAUGAUGCGAUUCAUGUAGGAGCUGCAGCACCAGUUGUGCCCCAAGCACUUAUAGAUCAGUUAAAACCUGGCGGAAGAUUGAUAUUACCAGUUGGUCCUGCAGGGGGAAACCAGAUGCUCGAACAGUAUGACAAACUAGAAGAUGGCAGUGUCAAAAUGAAGCCUCUGAUGGGAGUGAUAUAUGUGCCUUUAACAGAUAAAGAGAAGCAGUGGUCCAGGGAUGAAUUGUAAAAGCUACAUCAUCUUGACCCAAACAUAGUGUUACAGUGGACUGCUCAUCUCCAGUUCUAAAAGCUUUUUGAAAACCAACAGCAUUGCAGCUUGUUUUGGACUUCGUUAUACUGUUGUUAUCAGCAUGGAAAAGCGUGGUGUUUGUUUUAUUUUUUUAGAUGCUCAAGGCAAAUCUGAUAAAUGGUGGAAAGUUUUAUGUGGGCACUGUUUUAUUUAACAUGCCUUUAUUUUACUUUCAUCUGUUCAAAGUGAAUUUCUGCAAAACUGCAGAUAAAGACCUAUAGCUUGUGAACUCUAAUUUUGAUGGGGGUACUUGAACACUCACUUCUCUCAGCUCCUGUGUCCCUUGGUAAAACUGCUUCUGUGCACCUUACGACACUACAUAGGUAAUACCAGGUUUUCUGUGUUCCGAUGUCUGCUAGAUGCUACUAAAAGGAGAUGAACUUCCUUUUUAAGCUUUUGACAUGGUGUCAUAGACUAGCAUGUAGUAGAUACAAUCAGCUGCUUUAUUACCUUAAAACCAGGCAUUUGUAUAUAUGAAACUUCAAGACAUCAGGGGUGGGUGGCCGCUCUUCUCAAACAUUGCUGUUCAAGUUGGAUAUAACAGACGUGAUUUUCCCUUUCCUUCUAAAAUUCAUCAGUGGAGUCUUGAAAUUCUGUUUUGGUUUAUAGCUCACUACUGAUGUGAUGCACAUGGAUUUAACUCCGUAAAUAUGAUGUAAGCUGUGUCCCAAUCACUGAACAGUUUAUGCAAUGUUGCUUUGCCAAAUAAAGUUAAAAGCAAAAGGGGCGUUGUGUGCUUGCGUGGAAGAUUAGGAUCAGUAUGUAGUAGACUACUGAGAUAUGGAUUGCUAGAUUCUUUAUUUAAAAAAAAAAAAAUCCACUUUGGUCUUGAAAGAACGUUGGUUU